Molecule: messenger RNA, 4509 nt
Organism: Aethalodelphis obliquidens (Pacific white-sided dolphin)
Lineage: Eukaryota; Metazoa; Chordata; Mammalia; Artiodactyla; Delphinidae
Gene: ARNT
Product: aryl hydrocarbon receptor nuclear translocator
Exons: 22
Coding region: 114-2522 (802 amino acids)
Biological process (GO): regulation of DNA-templated transcription
Cellular component (GO): cytoplasm; transcription regulator complex; nucleus
Molecular function (GO): DNA-binding transcription factor activity; protein dimerization activity
Source: RefSeq, a predicted model, not a curated record
UGGCGGCAGUACGGCGCCGCGCCUGGGGAGUGGCUCUCCCCUCCCCCUCCCCCCGGUUCCUUGGCGGUGGCUCCUCCCACUGGGGGGGUGCGGCGGCGGUGGCAUCUACAGCUAUGGCGGCGACUACUGCUAAUCCCGAAAUGACAUCAGAUGUACCAUCACUGGGUCCAGCCAUUGCCUCUGGAAACCCUGGGCCUGGAAUUCAAGGUGGAGGAGCCAUUGUCCAGAGGGCUAUUAAGCGGCGACCAGGAUUGGAUUUUGAUGAUGAUGGAGAAGGGAACAGUAAAUUUUUGAGGUGUGAUGACGAUCAGAUGUCUAAUGAUAAGGAGCGGUUUGCCAGGUCGGAUGAUGAGCAGAGCUCUGCGGAUAAGGAGAGACUCGCCAGGGAAAACCAUAGUGAAAUUGAACGGCGCCGACGGAACAAGAUGACAGCCUACAUAACAGAACUGUCAGACAUGGUACCCACCUGUAGUGCCCUGGCUCGAAAACCAGACAAGCUAACCAUCUUACGCAUGGCGGUUUCUCACAUGAAGUCCUUGCGAGGAACUGGCAACACAUCCACUGAUGGCACCUACAAGCCGUCUUUCCUCACUGAUCAGGAACUGAAACAUUUGAUCUUGGAGGCAGCAGAUGGCUUUCUGUUUAUUGUCUCAUGUGAGACAGGCCGGGUGGUAUAUGUCUCUGACUCAGUGACCCCUGUUUUGAACCAGCCGCAGUCUGAAUGGUUUGGUAGCACACUCUAUGAUCAGGUGCACCCAGAUGAUGUGGACAAACUUCGUGAGCAGCUUUCCACUUCGGAAAAUGCCCUGACAGAAUGUACUCCAGACUGUUCUUCACAUCCUUCUUCAGGGCGUAUCCUUGAUCUGAAGACUGGAACAGUGAAAAAGGAAGGUCAACAGUCUUCCAUGAGGAUGUGUAUGGGCUCAAGGAGAUCUUUUAUUUGCCGUAUGAGGUGUGGCAGUAGCUCUGUGGACCCAGUCUCCAUGAAUAGACUGAGCUUUGUAAGAAACAGAUGCAGGAAUGGACUUGGCUCUGUGAAGGAUGGGGAACCUCAUUUCGUGGUGGUCCACUGCACAGGCUAUAUCAAGGCCUGGCCCCCAGCAGGUGUCUCCCUCCCAGAUGAUGACCCAGAGGCUGGCCAGGGGAGCAAGUUUUGCCUGGUGGCUAUUGGCAGACUACAGGUAACUAGUUCUCCCAACUGUACAGACAUGAGUAAUGUUUGUCAGCCAACGGAGUUCAUCUCUCGACACAAUAUUGAGGGAAUCUUCACUUUUGUGGAUCAUCGCUGUGUGGCUACCGUUGGCUACCAACCACAGGAACUCUUAGGAAAGAAUAUUGUAGAAUUCUGUCAUCCUGAAGACCAGCAGCUUCUAAGAGACAGCUUCCAACAGGUGGUGAAGUUAAAAGGCCAGGUGCUAUCUGUCAUGUUCCGGUUUCGGUCUAAGAACCGAGAAUGGCUCUGGAUGAGAACCAGCUCUUUUACUUUCCAGAACCCUUACUCAGAUGAAAUUGAGUACAUCAUCUGUACCAACACCAAUGUGAAGAACUCUAGCCAGGAACCACGGCCUACACUGCCCAACACAAUCCAGAGGCCACAGCUAGGUCCCACAGCUAAUUUAUCCCUGGAGAUGGGCUCAGGGCAGCUGGCACCCAGGCAGCAGCAACAGCAAACAGAAUUGGAUGUGGUACAAGGAAGAGAUGGACUAGCCAGCUACAAUCAUUCCCAGGUUUCUGUUCAGCCUGUGACAACCACAGGGCCAGAACACAGCAAGCCCCUCGAGAAGUCAGAGGGUCUAUUUGCCCAAGAUAGAGAUCCAAGAUUUUCAGAAAUCUACUCCAACAUCAAUACGGAUCAGAGUAAAGGCAUCUCCUCCAGCACUGUCCCUGCCACCCAACAGUUAUUCUCCCAGGGCAACACAUUCCCUCCUACCUCCCGGCCGGCAGAGAGUUUCAGAAAUAGUGGUCUGGCCCCUCCUGUAACCAUUGUCCAGCCAUCAGCUUCUGCAGGGCAGAUGUUGGCCCAGAUUUCUCGCCACUCCAAUCCUACCCAGGGAGCAGCCCCAGCUUGGACCCCUAGCACCCGCCCAGGCUUCUCUGCCCAGCAGGUGGCUACCCAGGCUACAGCCAAGACUCGUUCUUCCCAAUUUGGUGUAGGCAACUUUCAGACUCCAUCCUCCUUCAGCCCCAUGUCCCUCCCUGGAGCUUCCACUGCAUCACCUGGUGCCGCUGCCUACCCAAGUCUCACCAAUCGUGGAUCCAACUUUGCUCCUGAGACUGGACAGACUGCAGGACAAUUCCAGACACGGACAGCAGAGGGUGUGGGUGUCUGGCCACAGUGGCAGGGCCAGCAGCCUCAUCAUCGUUCAAGUUCUAAUGAGCAACAUGUUCAACAGCCAUCAGCACAGCAACCUGGCCAGCCAGAGGUCUUCCAGGAGAUGCUGUCCAUGCUGGGAGACCAGAGCAACAGUUACAACAAUGAAGAAUUUCCUGAUCUAACUAUGUUUCCCUCCUUUUCAGAAUAGAACUAUUGGGGUGAGGAUAAGGGGUGGGGGAGAAAAAAAAGAUCACCAUUUGUUUUUAAAAAGCAAAUCUUACUAUAAACAGAAUAAAAGUUCCUCUCCCUUCCCUUCCCUCACCCCUGAUGUAUACCCCCUUUUCCUUCUGACCUUUCCCUUGUCUUCCUUGUUUCUCUCUGAGAGAACAUUUAUAGAAGAAAUGGAGUUGAAUCCUCAAGGCUUUGGGGACCCUUUGAAAAAUUGAGACUGGAUAAGGUUAAGAAUGCCUUUCCUUAUGUCUCCUGACCAGAAAUUUUGUGCAGAGAUGAUUUGUGCUGGGUCAAGGGGCAGGUUAGAGAACCUGGCAUCCACUAUUUGUCUUGGAUACUAUGGCUUAUUUCUGGAAAGAAAUUCUCAAUAAGGUGGAGGAGGGGAGAAAUGUCCUCAUGUUUGAGGACCAUGAAGCAUGGUAGGUAUACAUGGGGCUUUAGGAAGUGAGCAUAGGCUCUUUCUGCUGCCUGUGAGCAAUUCCUCUGGAAAGAAACAUGAGUAAGGAAGUGUGAGAGAGAGAGGGAAAGAGAGAGAGAGAGAGAGAGAGUGUGUGUGUGUGUGUGUGUGUGUGUGUGCGUGCAUGCAUGCAUGUGCACAUGUGUGUGCAUGAGCACGUGCACGUUUGUUUCUGUGUUUCUUUCUCCCUGUUGGGGAGUUAUGCAAAAUUUGUCCCAGAUUUUGUCUUUCUUUGUGUUUUUUAAAGAGUCCUAAGGAGUUAACUCUUCCAGGUAUUUUCCACUUAGUAUUGCAGCCAAAGAGUAUUUAAAUAAAUGUCUUUGCUGCACUUAUAUCUAUGCCCAGCCAAUAGGCAACUAUAAGCAAGUAUAUAAAGUCUUCUAUUGAAAUCGUUGGUUUCUCAUCGAACACAUAUAGUGAUAAAGAUGGGUCAUUCCUGCUUUUGGUGCUCUCACCUUAUAUGGAAGAUCUGUAAACAUUACAGAAGUAGGCUGGCAAGAUAAACACUUUUAGAAACCCCCUACUUGGCCAUAAUGAUAAUGCUGCAUUUUUCUGUCAGAAUCACAUAUGAUGUGUGUUCUGUAGAGGUUAUAUAUGCAUGGAAACUCAACUUCUUGGAUUAGCAGUCCCAGUGAAAAUCCUCACUGGUGGAGUUUAAACCAAAUACCAAGCCUUCUUGCAAAGUAACCUCUUUCAUCCCAUUCUCAAAGUAUCCAGUCUGCAAGAAACGGAGAUUUAGGUCUCUUCUGGGCCUAUAGUUCUUUCCUCUUUGCUCCCUUUCCAAUCUUGAGAUUGGAUUUUGCUUUAUAGUACAAGUGUAAUAAAUCCAUGUGAUAGAUGGGACCUGGACUCCCAUCCCGACAGGGUCACUUAGCAAUUAACUAUAGCCAUAUAAACGCGGAUACAGGUUACUACUCUCACUCUUUCCCUUCCUCAGGUAACAGCCAUGUGUAUCGGCCUUUUUUUGUUUAUUUGUUUGGCUCAGGCCAGUAUCUUAAGUGCAAGAUUGAAUAAGGAGAAGACAUACUAAAUGUAGCCAUAGGGGACUGAGGAACAUAGGUGGCCUUGGAGAGGCUGAAAGAAUGUCAUUAGGUUUCCCUCCCUUUUGUCUCCAAUCUGGUGCCAGGUAGUGGAAUGGAAAAGGAGACAGUUUAUUUUUUUAUUCUAUGUGCACACAUACAAUAUACAUAUAUAUUUAUAUCACAGUUUAAGAAACCAAAAAGUUGAGUUUCCAAUGAAAUCCUUGUUUUUUAAUAAUCAGCUGUUUUUAAAUGUGAUCAGGACUAUAAUAUUGUACAGUUAUUAUAGGGCUUCUGGGGAAGGGGAGGGGCGGGAGAAGAUGCUCUGGGGGUUUUGUUUCUGCUUUUCCUUCAGGGUUUUAUUUUUGAUUUUUUUUUUCCUUGUUGGCCAUUUCUGUACUGCUGGCAUCUGUGCUGAGCCUUACAGUGGCAAAAAUAAUGACAUGUAGCAAAGAUUUUAAAACAAAAUAUUUUUUCCUUUUGUAAAC